AUGUCACCCGAGAAGCCAAUGCUACAGGAGCUGGCAGCCAUCCUUGGUGUGCCAACUCUUCUGGAGCACAUUGACGAUUGCCAGUUCACAACAUGCCUAGCGGAGACCAAGAGAGGCCUUCGUUGCGGGAGAAGGAGAAAUCAUGACGACCGGGAACAAAGCAUGGCCUCAUGGAACGAAUUCAGCUUGAUGAAGGAAUGCGUUCUAACCGAGGGGCUGCAGGGGAAAAUCCAGUCGUUCAUUUAUUCCUCGUUUUGUCACAUUCACAGUUCCGAUGACUCGGUUGCGAUGAAGGGAUUCAAGGCGUGGAUAAAGUCUUACGGCGAAGAGAAGCCGGUACUUGCCAACUCCGUUUCGUCAGAAGCAAGCAGCAGCCCGAGCCUGUCCUCAGCGUCGCUGAGCCAAGAUACAACAACAACAACAACAACAACAACAACGAUUGAAUCUGACAUCAACGAAACAACGAUCGAGUCCGACGCUAAAAAGCCAGUCCAAAUCGGAAACACUUUCGAUGAUGAAGAAACAACUCGCGCCGAGGUGGAAGCAGUAACGGAAGUGUUUUCUGAGAUGACCGUUACCGAUAAGGAGGUCAAAGCCACCGCCGUUGUCACCAGUAUCAUCGACAAGGGGAUCAAAGCCGCCGCAGUAGUCACUACCAUCACAGAGAGCGACACCGGUGCUCCCGAAAUUAAUACAACCCAUAUCGAUGGACUUGGCACAAUAUCCCAACUCCAGAGAAAGGGCACAUUGCGAAGUCCCGCACCGUUCCUCGAAGAGGUUUAUCGCUAUCUAGACAAGUCCGAGAAAGAAGAAGGCAUCGUCUACGUUCUUAAACACAUAUCUGAAAGGAAUUUGUUCAAGAUUGGGUACACUAAGUUCAAUUCCAAGAAACGUCAAAAGAUGGGGAAGAAGUGCAAUAUCGAUAACUCGGAGACCAUCUACGAGAGUCCUCAAGGCCACUUCUUUGCCGCCAGGAAGGCCGAAAGGCUUGCCCAGGUCUUGCUCCGUCAACACAAUCUCAAAGUCGAGCAAUGCGAGAAAUGCGGCGGUGGUCACAAUGAAUGGUUCUGCGCUACGGAGAGCCAUGUCCUCCAAGCUGUUGAGAUGAUGGAGGCUUUUGUAAGAUUGCCUGGCUAUGCCGAGUGCCCGAAGACUAAGGAGUGGAAGAUAUCAAUGGAGGGUUACAAGAAAAUGAAAGUUUUGUGCGAUCCCUCACCACAAAAUAUUAGAGCACUUCUUCACGAAGGCCAGGGCAGGCCAACAAGCAUGGAUUCAAGUGUUCCAACCGAAAAGAUGUCAUCGGAGAAUGGUAGGAGCGUCAAGGACGCUGUCGGUCCGGGAACUCGCACAAGUUUCAAUGAGGAUAGGAGCCUGAAGAAGCCCACUGUCGUCAUUGAAUCUGUCGAGGCGGAUGACACCAAUCCGGGGCCGCGCAGAUCGUCGGGUGUCAUCAAAUUUGGCAGAGUUUUGGGGGUGACGGUCAACGGUGUUAGCAACGGUGUCAACAAGGCUAAGAAGGGCAUGCGUGACGUGCGCGAGAGAUUGACCAAGUCACGAGAACCGACUCCAGAACAUGACUCGCUACGCCCAAUGUCCUCGGCAGGCCAAAUGGAUGGCAUGACGAUGGAAGAAACCAUACGGAACGCAUUCCGGGGGUUUGAUGCAGCUCAAUGGAAUCAUUUAGGGAAGCGAGUGAUAGGUGAGUUUGACAGUUUUGUUACGGACGUCAAAGAGGGGUUUCAUCAGGGUAAAGAGUCAGUGGGAACAGCCAAAGCAUAA
Clonostachys byssicola is the source of this 1779-nucleotide messenger RNA. The record is from the annotation of a GenBank genome assembly. NCBI's taxonomy places the organism in Eukaryota, Fungi, Ascomycota, Sordariomycetes, Hypocreales, Bionectriaceae.